UUUCAGAAACUUUGCCGUUUCCACACGUGUUGACAUUUAAUGUCUCAAUCUACAUCAUCGAACAGUUCCCAGUCAGAGUUUGAAUAUCUCUCUUGCGAAGAAUCCAAUGUCUCCCAAAACCCGGAAGAGAUCGAUGAAGACACUAUAGAAGAAAAGCCAGAAAGUGACUCGGUUACAAAAGGGAACUCGGAGCAAGUUGAGCAUGGCUCAGAAAGUGUUAUCAAAAUUGUUCAAAGCAAAGCUUCAGAGACUGUUGCCGUGGCUCAGGAUUAUUCAAACUCCGAAGAGAAACAAGACAAUCGUCAAGUGAUUCUGUCUUCAAAAGACUGGUCUACUCUUCUGGGCCGACUAAAAGAUGGCGGGCUAGACGUGCCCAGGCUUCUGGAGGGUUUGAAUAUUCGCAAUGAGGAAAUUGAAACUAACAAGCUCCCGGAUUUUGAAAUAAAAAAUGAAGAAGCCUACAUUUUGGGGCGUCGUUUGGUUAUUGGCACGGGAACUGACAAUAUUGCUCAAAAUGCACAAGUGGCUCAAAACUUAUCAAGACCGUAUAGUAAUCAAAAUGGACAUCAGCCAUUGUCCAGUGGUUUCUUUUUCAAUUCCUCUCCUGGCAGACAACAUCAGCCCCAAGGUGCAUCUAACGCCGGAUAUGACAACGGGAGCCGCCACUGUAGAGGGCAAGAUAGUUUCCGAUCUGGACGUGAUGACGCCGCCAGAGAUCAAAGAGAGUUCUUGAGCCGUUCCAUGAGAAGCAGCGGAAGUCAACGUCAGGACCAAGGAUUCCAGUCGGAACGUGAUGAAGCUCGCGAUCGUUACAUUGAACGAUUUACAGAUUUAUCGAGUAAUGAAUCUACCUGGAUGGAAAACAGCAGAAAUCAGAGCUUCAAUCAAAAUGGAGGCUUCCGUACGAGACAUGAGGAAGACCGCAGCGGAUCCAAUCAUGGUCAUUCAAAUCGGGAUAGCAAAGCGCGAAGAGGUCAAGACAGUGGGUUCAAUCACCGUAGAAAUGUGGAUUCAGACGGCUAUAAUGGAGGACAGAAUCGCGACUACUUUGAUGAUGGCUUUUCAAACCGUACACCAAACAACUACCAAGAUCAGCGUGGACCCCAAACGGAAAAAUUCCAAUCCAAAUUUCUUAACUGCAGCAAUCACAAUGAUGAACACUCAAACAUCGAUGAAAGUGAGAGUUCAUAUCAAAAAAAUAGAGACCGAAGCGGUUACAGUAAUGAUGGUCCACAUUUCAAUAGAGCUGUCCCAAGAUGCCCACCACACGAUGUCUCAAUGUCCCAUGGUUACAAGCAGGGAUAUCAAUCAGACGAGACAUUUGACAAUGAUGCAGAAUCAACCAGUGAAUUCUCUUUCUUGUACGAGCGCAAAAAUCAACACGGCUUCCGAGGUGAAGGAUCUGGUUUUCAACGUGACUCCACCCGCAGACAUCGCCUGAGGUCCAGAUCGCCGACAGACAACAAGCCGAUUCGGUGGAUUUGCAAGCCGCAGUUCCAAAGCAGAACGGUGAUUCGUCCGUGCCAAUACUGCAAAAAGCUGCACCGAGCAGACGAGUGCCACGUUGUGCCAGACGUGGAUUCGAGAGAAAAAUUUGUCAAGGAGAACGAUCUCUGCGACAAAUGUCUGGGAAAGCACUCGUCGCGAGAUUGUGAGAAGCAGAGGAAUACCUGCAGAUAUUGCAAGAAAAUGGAGUUUGAAGAAACCGAGUUUCAUCAUUACUCCCUGUGUCCCUUUGCCAAGAUGAAGUUACGUCUGUAGAUUUGCCGACUAUGACUACGACUAUUCAUAUUUUCAAUCAUUCCGUUGAGCUUUUUUCUCCACUUAACUGUGAAAAUCUUGCCCCACGUCAGAUCUUGUUAGAUCUCAAAAUGUUUUUGUCCAAAUCUUCUAGUUUCCCGAACCUUACAAAUUACCAAAUCGUGUACAUUUUCGAUGUGUUUUCUUGAAAAAUAAAUUUCCUGUGUUUAAAAUACAA
This is a messenger RNA of Caenorhabditis elegans, 1978 nucleotides long. It is a transcript of the gene T26C11.4, whose product is annotated as Zinc finger, CCHC-type. The coding region runs from base 40 to 1761 and encodes 573 amino acids. NCBI's taxonomy places the organism in Eukaryota, Metazoa, Nematoda, Chromadorea, Rhabditida, Rhabditidae. The record is from RefSeq and is marked reviewed. The transcript is spliced from 13 exons.